This is a messenger RNA of Melitaea cinxia (Glanville fritillary), 687 nucleotides long. RefSeq lists its product as uncharacterized. The record is from RefSeq and is a predicted model, not a curated record. Lineage: Eukaryota; Metazoa; Arthropoda; Insecta; Lepidoptera; Nymphalidae. The transcript has 4 exons. Bases 1 to 687 code for a protein of 228 amino acids.
AUGUGUGUGAAAACGCUUUGUAAUAUGAGAUAUUCUAUUUUUUUAAUUCUUAUUUACGCGGUUUUUAUAUCAUCUGAAGAUAAUGAAAAAAAAUUAAAAGUUCUUUCCAGGAAGAAAAGAUAUGUUGCGUUUCCAGAAGGUUCGAGUUUUUCUUGUGCUGGCUGCUUGACUGUUGGUGUUAUUGGUCAGCCAGCGCCAGCUAGUUAUCCUGGAACAUUCACCUUCGGUCUUAACUGGGGUAUAGCUUACGAAUUGCCAAAUAACACCGAGACGUCUUUGUUUUAUAGACGCAAGCAUAAGAAGCCCCUAGCUCAGAGACGAAGCAGACGAGAAAUUUAUGAGAGGAUCGAAGUAAUUUUAGAUAACAUGGGGUAUAAUGGAAGAGAAUGUAUAUUGAAAACUCUAUGUGAAACAACCCAGCGCAUCAUGCCUCACGGCGAAAAUAUGAUGGAAGAAAUCUUUAGAACUAUUUUUACUUUACCGAUGAUGAAGGUUCUACCUUCAGAGCCACCUGAACACGCUUUAUACGACGCAGCUCAUCGGCUUGGAGUUUUGUUGAAGUCUUGUGAUAACUUCAAAUGUCCACUAUCAUUAGUAGACUUAGCUAAGGGAUAUUACAACGCACCGGCACCUACCUUAGAUAUCGCAAGUCAACCAUGGGCACUGUUUAGCAAUACAUUUGGUUAG